Cavenderia fasciculata is the source of this 2559-nucleotide messenger RNA. It is a transcript of the gene glpV, whose product is annotated as glycogen phosphorylase 1. Gene Ontology annotation, cellular component: cytoplasm. Gene Ontology annotation, molecular function: glycogen phosphorylase activity; pyridoxal phosphate binding. The record is from RefSeq and is a predicted model, not a curated record. The coding region runs from base 1 to 2559 and encodes 852 amino acids. NCBI's taxonomy places the organism in Eukaryota, Evosea, Eumycetozoa, Acytosteliales, Cavenderiaceae. Gene Ontology annotation, biological process: glycogen catabolic process. The transcript is spliced from 3 exons.
AUGAUGUCGAUUCCACAUAAGCAUACUGCCAGAACAACAACUGGUGUAGUUCCACCAACCGAAAAAAAGAAGGGAAGUAAAUUGUUUGCUUUAAAGACCGAUUUCUUAAAAAAUGAUGAAGAUUCAAUUCAAAAAGGAAUUUUAGAUCAUGUUGAAUAUACAUUGGCAAGAACCAAAUAUAAUUUUGAUUCAUUUUCAGCCUAUCAAGGAUCAGCAUACAGUGUAAGAGAUCGUUUGAUUGAACGUUGGAACGAGACACAACAAUACUACACUGAAAAGGACCCAAAGCGUGUCUACUACUUGUCGUUGGAGUUUUUGAUGGGACGUUCACUCCAAAACGCCAUCUAUAACAUGAACCUCAAGGACGAGUACCACAAUGCACUUUUAGAGCUCGGUUUUGAACUCGAGGACCUCUAUGACGAAGAAAAGGACGCUGCCCUUGGCAAUGGUGGUCUCGGACGUUUGGCCGCCUGCUUUAUGGACUCGCUUGCCACACUCAAGUACCCCGCCUGGGGAUACGGUCUGCGUUACAACUAUGGUAUGUUUGAGCAAGGUAUCUAUGACGGCUACCAAACCGAGGUACCUGACUACUGGUUGGUUGCCGGAAAUCCAUGGGAGAUUGAACGUUUGGAUGUGCAGUACACCGUCCGUUUCUACGGUCACGUCACUGAACGCAAGUCGGGUGACCAAAUCAAGUACGACUGGGAAGGAGGUGAGCUCGUACAAGCCAUCGCCUAUGACACACCCGUUCCAGGCUACCAUACCACCAACACCAACAACAUCCGUCUCUGGAGCUCCAAGCCACACAAAGAGUUUGAUUUGGAAGCUUUCAAUGGCGGUAACUAUCUCAGUGCCGUUGAAGCCAAGCAACGUUCUGAAAACAUUACAUCUGUCCUCUACCCCAACGACAAUACCUACUCGGGCAAAGAGUUGCGUCUCAAGCAACAAUUCUUUUUCGUUGCAGCCACUCUCUGCGAUAUCAUCCGUCGUUACAAAAAGAAUCAUCAAGGUUGGGCCGAGUUUAGCGACAAGGUUGCCAUCCAACUCAACGACACUCAUCCCACCAUUGGUAUUGUCGAGUUGUUCCGUAAACUCGUCGAUGAAGAGGGUCUCGUUUGGGAGGAAGCUUGGAACAUUGUCACCAAGACCUAUGCCUACACCAACCACACCAUUCUCCCUGAAGCCCUCGAGAUGUGGCCCGUCCAACUCCUCGAAGACUUGCUUCCACGUCACAUGCAACUCAUCUAUGGCAUCAACCACCGUUUCCUCAUCCAGGUCACCCAAAAGUGGCCAGGAAACAUUGACAAGAUGCGUAACCUCUCCAUCAUCCAAGAGGGUGACGAGAAGAAGGUCAGAAUGGCCCAUCUUGCCAUCGUCGGCUCGCACUGUGUCAAUGGUGUAGCUGCCAUGCACUCGGACCUCGUCAAGCACCGUGUCUUCCCAGACUUUUUGGCUCUCUUCCCAACCAAGUUCCAAAACAAGACCAAUGGUGUCACCCCACGUCGUUGGAUCGAGCAAGCCAACCCAGGUCUCAGCUCCAUCUUUACCAAGUGGCUCAAGACUGACCAAUGGACCACCAACCUCGAACUCGUCAAGGAUCUCAAGAAUCACAUCAACGAUCCUGCCUUGAUCGAAGAAUGGAAGGCUGUCAAGCAAUACAACAAGGAACGUCUUGCCGACUUUAUUCACAAACAUUGUGGUGUUCAAAUUAAUACCAAUGCUCUAUUUGAUGUUCACAUUAAAAGAAUUCAUGAGUACAAGAGACAAUUAUUAAAUAUUUUAGGUGUAAUCUAUAGAUAUUUAUCAAUUAAAAAGAUGAGUCCAGAGGAAAGAAAGAAUGUAGUACCAAGAGUUGUAAUAUUUGCAGGAAAGGCAGCUCCAGGUUACUUUAUGGCCAAGAGACAUAUCAAGUUGAUCAACUCUGUCGCUGAAGUGAUCAACCGUGACAAGGAGGUUGACCAAUACCUCAAGGUUGUCUUUAUUGCCAACUACAAUGUCUCUAUUGCUCAAGUCAUUGUGCCAGCAUCUGACAUUAACCAACAGAUCAGUACCGCUGGUACUGAAGCCUCUGGUACCUCCAACAUGAAGUUUACCAUGAACGGUUCGUUGAUUAUCGGUACAUUGGACGGUGCCAACGUCGAGAUUGCCGAAGAGGUCGGUGAAGACAACAUGUUUAUCUUUGGUCUCCGUACCAGCGAGAUUGACAAGGCCCGUGAAAAGAUGAAAAACAAGGAAGUCGUCAUUGACCCACGUCUCCAAGAAGUCUUUUUGAACAUCGAGCUUGGCACCUUUGGUCCACCAGAGAUCUUUAAGCCAAUCCUCGACUCUCUCAUUUUCAAUGACUUUUACCUUACCAUGCAAGAUUUCCCACUCUACUUGGAUGCUCAAGCUGAAGUAGACGCCCUCUGGAGACGUCAAGAUGAAUGGAUCAGAAAAUCAAUCAUCAAUGCUUCAAGCACCUAUUUCUUCUCAUCGGAUCGUGCCAUGAAUGAAUAUGCCGAACAAAUUUGGAAUAUUAAACCAUGUGAAGUUGAAACUACUGAUAAUAGAAGAUAUUAA